This is a messenger RNA of Staurois parvus, 822 nucleotides long. The record is from the annotation of a GenBank genome assembly. Lineage: Eukaryota; Metazoa; Chordata; Amphibia; Anura; Ranidae.
AUGUCACCCACAGCUGAACAGUGCUCUGCUCUUUGUUGUCUUUCCAGCAUUAAACAGCUUGACAGAUAUGGACAGCUGAUUCUGAUCAACUCCUCUGCAGCGGACACUGGGGAGUUCACCUGCUGGGCUCAGUACUGUGACAGCUACGGCUGCAAGAAGGAUGAAUCCAAGACUGGCUCUACGUACAUUUUUUUCACAGAUAAAGGGGAACUAUUUGUGCCAUCUUCUAGUUACUUUGAGAUUGUCUACCUGCACCCAGAUAAACCGGCCAUCAUUCCAUGCCGAGUGACCACUGCGUCUGCCAAAGUAACCCUACACAGGGAGUUCCCAGCUGAGGAGAUCAAGGCUGAUGGCACGGAGAUGACCUAUGAUGUGAAAAAAGGUUUUGUUUACCAACAUCCCACUACCAACCAAAGUGGAGUGGUCUACUGCCGAGCAGAGGCCAGAGGAGCACCACAAAUAUCUAUCAAAUACCAGUUACUUUAUGUAGAAGUUCCGAGUGGUCCACCCUCUGCAACAAUUACUUCCUCUACCAACAAGGUUCAUAGUGGAGGGGACUUCAGCAUCUACUGCACCGUCUUAGGAGAGCCUGAUGUAGAAGUAGAAUUUACAUGGAUCUACCCAGGACAAGAAUAUCAAAGGCCUGUGACCAUCCAAGACUCCUGGAGGCUGGUUAACCGUGGCAUUGGACACACCACAAGAGUCUCAAAAAGCAUCAUAACUGUGGAAGACUUUGAAACCAUUGAUGCUGGAUACUACAUUUGCAGAGCACAAAACCUCAGAGGACAGACAUCACUUGCUACCCGAGUGGACAGAUACUAA